AUAAUGGGUGUUGGGACAGCAAAGUCAGACUUUGUGAAUGAGAAACUGUGAAUUUUUUGGCAAAAAAAAACAAAUGUGGGAAAGUCAGCUCUAUGUUGUCACCAUUUUCAAAUCACUCAACUUAAGUUUCUUUUGGAUUUUUUCUUGAUUGACAUUGCUCUCAAGCCUAAAUAAAGGCUUUUUUUUACUUUGUCUAAUCUUAAUAUAACUGUUCCUUUGAUUUGAAAUCUCAAUCUUUAUCAGCUUAAAUAACAAUUGUACAAUCUUUUUUUUUCUUUAUUAGAUUCUGUCCCUCUUUCUUGAAAUUAACUAAAAGAGUUUGCUUGAGUUGAAAGUUGGGUUCUUGCUUCUCUUACAAGUGAUGGGGUGUUGAAAAAUCUUAUCUUUUUCAUUUUUUCUUCCUAGUUUUAGGCUUUGAGUUUUGUAAUUUAGUGUAUUAUUUAUGAUUUGGAGUUAAGGGUUUGUUAAUUCAUACAAGUAGUUAGAGGCUUGCUUUAAUUACAAGUAGUUGGUAGGCUUUUUUCUUUGAGAUUUUUGAGGUGUUUUCUUGGGAUUUGUGUUAUUUGAAGUUUCUGCAACUGGGGUUCUCUUCUUCCUUUACUAUAAUAAUAAGGGUGGUGGUGCCCUGCUGCUACCGUUAAGUAGUCUUGAUUUUUUCAGUCUUGGGAUCUGAUUUGAUUUUUGGUACUUGGGGAUCUGAGGAAGGUUCUUUCUUGGUGCUAAUUUGCAUCAAAGGUGGUAACUUUUCUUCAUUUGGAACUGUGAAUUUGGAAUACAUGGUGGUGGAAUCUUGAUUUUGAGCUGUUUAUAUAAAGAUUUGUGUGUUUUCAUCAAUGGUGAUUUGGGAGUUUCUGCCAAUGAGUUUUCUGUGUUUGGUGUUUUUGGCUUUUCUUUUUUGUACAUCUUUGAGUCUUGAAACCCCAGUUCAGACCUGUCAUCCAUAUGAUUUGUUGGCAUUGAAAGAAAUUGCUGGCAAUCUAACAGAUGGGGUUAUUCUAUCAGCUUGGUCUAAUGAACCUAAUUGCUGUAAAUGGGAUGGGGUUGUCUGUGGUAAUGUUUCUGCUCAAAGUAGAGUGAUCAGAGUGAUCAGGCUAAAUUUGUCAAGAAAAGGUUUGAGAGGUGUGGUUUCACAGUCCUUGGAGAAAUUGGAUCAGUUGAAAUUGCUCGAUCUUUCGCACAAUCACUUGGAAGGUGGAUUGCCUUUGGACUUGUCCAAAUGGAAGCAGUUGGAAGUUCUUGAUUUGAGUCAUAAUGUGUUGCUUGGACCAGUGUUGAGGGUGUUUGAUGGAUUGGAAUCAAUCCAUUCUCUCAAUAUAUCAAGCAAUUUGUUCACUGGAAAUUUCAGUGAGCUUGGUGAAUUCCCUAACCUUGUUGCAUUUAACACAAGCAACAAUUCGUUUACUGGUAGUUUCAAGUUUGAACUUUGCAGUUUUUCCAAGAAGCUUAAGGUUCUGGAUAUAUCACUUAAUCAUCUCACUGGUGAUCUUGGAGGACUGGAUAAUUGCAGUUCAUUGCUCCAGCAGCUACAUGUGGAUUCUAAUGAUCUCGGGGGUCACCUUCCAGACUCGUUGUAUUCAAUGACAUCUUUGGAGCAACUUUCACUAUCUGCCAAUAAUUUUUCAGGCCAGCUAAGCCCACAGCUUAGUAAGCUUUCCAAACUGAAAUCCUUAGUUUUAUCAGGAAAUCGCUUUCAUGGUUUGCUUCCUAAUGUGUUUGGUAAUUUGACAUUGUUAGAACAGCUAGCUGCACAUUCUAAUAGAUUUUCAGGACCAUUGCCCUCUACGAUUUCGUAUCUUUCUGUGCUUAGGGUGCUUGAUCUUAGGAAUAAUUCUUUGUCUGGUCCUGUUGAUCUUGAUUUUACUAAAUUGACAAGUCUGUGCACUCUUGACCUUGCAACUAACCAUUUCAAAGGUAACCUUCCUGUAUCGCUCUCUAGUCGGGAGUUGAAAAUCAUGAGUCUUGCCAAAAAUGAAUUCACCGGGCCAAUUCCUGAGAACUAUGCAAACCUUUCAUCCCUUGUGUUCCUCUCAUUGUCCAAUAAUUCCCUUUCAAAUUUGUCUGGAGCUUUAUCUGUUCUGCAGCACUGCAGAAAUCUUUCAACUCUUAUUCUCACCAGGAACUUCCAUGGUGAAGAGAUUCCGAAAAAUGUGAGUGGAUUUGAGAACCUGAUGAUAUUUGCAUUGGGGAACUGUGGUUUGGAGGGGCGAAUUCCGAUAUGGUUAUACAAUUGCAGUAAAUUGCAAGUGCUUGACCUGUCAUGGAAUCAUUUGGAUGGCGAAAUUCCUCCUUGGAUUGGUGAAAUGGAAAAAUUGUUCUACUUGGAUUUCUCGAAUAAUUCACUCACAGGUGAAAUCCCAAAAAAUUUAACUGAUCUAAAGAGCCUCAUUUCCCCACACAACUACGCAUCUAGUCUGAAUUCUCCCACUGGUAUACCGUUGUUUGUCAAGAGAAAUCAGAGCGGUAGUGGUUUGCAGUACAAUCAGGCUUCAAGCUUCCCUCCGUCUAUCUUAUUGAGUAAUAACAGACUAAACGGGACAAUCUGGCCCGAAAUUGGUCGUCUGAAACAACUUCAUGUCUUGGAUCUCAGUAAGAACAACAUUACGGGGACUAUUCCUAGCUCGAUUUCAAAUAUGGGGAACCUGGAAAGUUUGGAUCUUUCAUGUAAUGAUCUCAAUGGAUCAAUUCCUGCUUCAUUCAAUAAGCUCACAUUCCUUUCAAAGUUCAAUGUAGCUAAUAAUCACUUGCAGGGAGCGAUUCCAACAGGGGGACAGUUCUUGAGCUUUCCCAACUCGAGCUUUGAGGGUAAUCCUGGACUUUGUGGAAAAAUCAUUUCUCCUUGUGCUGCCAGCAAUUUGGACCUCCGACCGGCUAGUCCUCUUGCUUCUAGUAGUAAUAGGCUUGGCCGAGGCGGAAUUAUUGGAAUUACAAUCAGCAUAGGGGUAGGAAUUGCACUUCUUCUUGCAAUAGUGCUGCUUAGAGUGUCUAGAAGAGAUGCUGGUCACCAGAUUGGGGACUUCGAGGAAGAUUUCAGCAGACCACCUCGAUCGUCUGAUACUUUUGUUCCUUCUAAGUUGGUACUUUUUCAGAAUUCUGAUUGCAAGGAACUGACUGUUGCAGACUUGCUUAAAUCUACAAACAACUUCAACCAGUCGAACAUUGUUGGAUGUGGAGGAUUUGGUCUUGUUUACAAGGCAGAACUUCCUAAUGGCAUAAAGACUGCGAUCAAGAGGCUUUCUGGGGAUUGUGGUCAGAUGGAGCGUGAAUUCCAAGCUGAAGUGGAAGCCCUCUCGAGAGCUCAGCACAAAAACCUUGUAUCCCUUCAAGGUUACUGUCAGCACGGGAGUGAUAGAUUGCUGAUAUAUUCUUACAUGGAAAAUGGAAGCUUGGACUAUUGGCUACAUGAAAGAGUCGACGGGAGCUCAUUAACAUGGGACAUUAGGUUAAAGAUUGCACAAGGAGCUGCUCGCGGAUUAGCCUAUUUGCAUAAGGAACCAAAUAUAGUUCAUCGCGACAUUAAAACCAGCAACAUUCUUUUGAAUGAGAGAUUUGAAGCUCAUCUAGCUGAUUUUGGACUAUCAAGGCUGUUGCAUCCCUAUGAUACUCAUGUCACGACAGAUCUCGUUGGAACCUUAGGAUACAUUCCUCCUGAAUAUAGUCAAACAUUAACUGCUACUUUUCGGGGGGAUGUUUACAGCUUUGGUGUUGUUCUACUAGAGCUAUUGACAGGCAAGCGUCCCGUGGAAGUAUGCAGGGGGAAAAACUGCAGGGACUUGGUAUCAUGGGUUUUUCAACUGAAAUCUGAGAACAGAGUGGAGGAAAUAUUCGAUACAUCGAUAUGGGAUACAAGUUACGAGAGGCAGCUUUUGGAGGUGUUAAGUAUAGCUUGUCAAUGCAUAGUGCAAGAUCCACGCCAGAGGCCCUCGAUCGAUCAAGUUGUCUUAUGGCUCGAGGCAAUCGGAAGUGUAAAAGAAAGAUGAGAUUCAACUAGUUUUUCCUUGUAGACUUGGCUUCUUUUGCUUACAAAGUGAAAAAUAUCAGUGUAAAGCAACAGAAAAAUUCAAUUUUAUAGAGUUAGUUAUAAAACUUAUGAACUGCUUUGUUUGGUUCACUUUGUUUCAUACAAAAAAAAUAGUGAUAGUUGUGUUUGUAUACAUACGCUUAACUUGGGGACAAGUCCUUUACCAAUAUACAACUAAUU
This is a messenger RNA of Solanum stenotomum, 4198 nucleotides long. RefSeq names its product phytosulfokine receptor 2. The record is from RefSeq and is a predicted model, not a curated record. NCBI's taxonomy places the organism in Eukaryota, Viridiplantae, Streptophyta, Magnoliopsida, Solanales, Solanaceae. Bases 834 to 3977 code for a protein of 1047 amino acids. Gene Ontology annotation, biological process: protein phosphorylation. The transcript has a single exon. Gene Ontology annotation, molecular function: ATP binding; protein kinase activity; protein binding.